Messenger RNA from Penicillium macrosclerotiorum, 402 nucleotides. RefSeq lists its product as uncharacterized. The record is from RefSeq and is a predicted model, not a curated record. NCBI's taxonomy places the organism in Eukaryota, Fungi, Ascomycota, Eurotiomycetes, Eurotiales, Aspergillaceae. Bases 1 to 402 code for a protein of 133 amino acids. The transcript has 2 exons.
AUGGAUGACGCUGAGGAGAGUCAACCAUUUCUUUCCGAAAGAAAAAGCAUGAGAGAAGUUGUCGGAGACCCAAAAAGCCUGAAGCGCCAGCUGGCUGACUGGAGCUGGGUGGUUUCGACAGUGAUAUUUGCAUCAUUGUCGGUUUUCUUAUACUUCCGAUCCACCAGAAUCAAGACAUAUGAGAAUGGGUUCUCAACAGACUUGGAUGCGCUGAAACCACAAAUUCAACUGCAUCAAGUACAGUUUACCGGCGGACUGGAGCUAAAUGAGACCGGCAAGUUGCACCGCAUCAUCGAUCCGGAACAACCACAGUAUGUCGGGCCCCCGACGCCUGAGAUUGACGCGGCGUGGGACGAGCUGAUGCUGGGUGAGAUACCGAUCUUGAGCCAUUCUACUGCGUGA